UACUGACCGUGUAUCUUGAGUGGUUGUGUUUUCGCUAUGGAGCAAAAUGUCUCAGGUGUAUGAAAACAUCUUUCGUGACGCUCUGAAAGAUUUCAGAGUUUCGGAGGAUGGCCUGAUUUCAGGCUAUUGUAAUUCGUUGGAGGAGGUGGAAACACUUCUCGAUCAGCUGAAAACUGUGGGGUUUUCAUACUGCGUGAGAAGUAGUCGUUUUAAAGAGCCAUCUUCAGAUGUUAUGAAAAGUAAAACAAAGCAUUUCUUCAAGCAAAUGCAGGGACAUGUCCCUAUCCCCUAUUUUGGUUGUGCAUUUGCAGUGGAGAGUGUGGUCGAGGCACUGUGUUUUGGGGCCAAAAUACUAUAA
Messenger RNA from Schistocerca nitens (vagrant locust), 358 nucleotides. RefSeq lists its product as uncharacterized. NCBI's taxonomy places the organism in Eukaryota, Metazoa, Arthropoda, Insecta, Orthoptera, Acrididae. The record is from RefSeq and is a predicted model, not a curated record. Bases 47 to 358 code for a protein of 103 amino acids. The transcript has 3 exons.